Westerdykella ornata is the source of this 2700-nucleotide messenger RNA. Its product is annotated as phosphoribosylformylglycinamidine cyclo-ligase-like protein. The coding region runs from base 165 to 2291 and encodes 708 amino acids. Lineage: Eukaryota; Fungi; Ascomycota; Dothideomycetes; Pleosporales; Sporormiaceae. Gene Ontology annotation, molecular function: phosphoribosylformylglycinamidine cyclo-ligase activity; phosphoribosylamine-glycine ligase activity; ATP binding. Gene Ontology annotation, cellular component: cytosol. Gene Ontology annotation, biological process: adenine biosynthetic process; 'de novo' IMP biosynthetic process; L-threonine metabolic process. The transcript has a single exon. The record is from RefSeq and is a predicted model, not a curated record.
CGAUGCGUGGGCUGUACUACCCCUCAGCAAACAUCAGGUUUCUCGGCUUCCAAUCCUCAGCAAACUCACCCCUUUGCCUUGGUGGUAGUCAGUUCACCGGGCUCCAGAGCGGUGCCUUCAAUAUCAACUGCUGAUUCACCUCUCAAUCUCACCGCCGAGUCACCAUGGCUACAGUCAUCAAGGUCCCAUGCUCUUCGGCAAACAUAGGGCCUGGAUUCGACGUCAUUGGACUCGCGCUCAACAUUUACCUAGAGGUUUCUGUGCAGGUCACGAAGAAGGAGAAGUCGGAGCACUCGCUGAACUGCCGUAUCACCUACGAGGGCGUGGGUGCAGAAUCGGUGCCUCUCGUCGCCGAAGACAACCUCAUUACCAGAACAGCCGUUUAUGUUCUGCGGUGCCACGGCAUUCGAGCCUUCCCAUGCGAGACCCACGUCCAUAUCAAGAACCCUAUACCCCUUGGGCGAGGAUUGGGCUCGUCCGGCGCUGCCAUCGUCGCGGGUGUCAACCUGGCAAACGAGGUGGGCAACCUGCAGCUCACCAAAGCCCGCAUGCUCGACUACUGUUUGAUGGAGGAGCGGCACCCCGAUAACGUGGCAGCGGCGCUGUAUGGAGGCUUCGUGGGAACAUACCUGAACGAGCUGUCUCCUGAAGACACGGAGAGGCUAGAGAUUCCCCGGAGCGAGGUCUUGCCGGAGCCAGCAGGCGGAGUCGACACGGGUCUGCGUCCACCAGAACCGCCCUUCAACAUUGGACAUUUCAAAAAGUUCAAGUGGUCGCCGGAAAUCAAGUGUAUCUGCAUAAUACCGGAUUUCGAGGUGUCGACGGCAAAGGCUCGCGAGGUUCUGCCCGAGUCCUAUUCGAGGAAAGAUGCCAUCUUCAACAUGCAACGGUUGGCUCUGUUGACGUCCGCGUUGGGGGAAUCGCCUCCGGAUUCCGACAUGAUUUAUACGGCAAUGCAAGACAAGCUCCAUCAGCCAUACCGCAGAGGGCUCAUUCCGGGUCUCACUGAGAUCUUGCAAUCCGUCACCCCUCAAUCUCACCCCGGCCUCCUUGGUAUCUGCUUGUCUGGAGCUGGCCCCACGAUUCUUGCACUGGCGACUCACAACUUCGAACACAUCGCGAAUCACCUCCUCAAUGAGUUCAAGAAGGAGAAUAUAACAUGCCAGUGGAAACUGCUUCAGCCAGCGGAGGAGGGCACCACAGUCGUACGGCCGACAGAAGUCCCAGAGGGCGAGGCGAUGACAUACGCAGCUUCGGGUGUAAGCAUCGAUGCAGGAAACGAGCUCGUCAAGCAGAUCAAGGCCUCUGUUGCUACGACGAGACGGCCUGGUGCGGAUGCUGAAAUUGGAGGGUUUGGAGGUCUUCUGGACCUGAAGAGCGCUGGGUACUCGGAACCACCCAUCCUCGUAGGCGCAAUCGAUGGCAUCGGCACAAAGGUCAAGAUCGCGUUUGAGAUGGGCAAGCAUGAUACUGUCGGCAUUGACCUCGUCGCCAUGAAUGUAAACGACUUGGUGGUGCAGGGUGCUGAGCCCCUCAUGUUCCUCGACUACUACGCCUGCAGUAAAUUGAAUGUCUCAGAUGCCGCGGCGUUCGUACGGGGAGUAGCGGAUGGUUGCCGGCAGUCGGGAGCCGCUCUGGUUGGAGGCGAGACGGCGGAGAUGCCCGGUCUCUACAGGGAGGGCGAGUACGACGCAGGAGGUGCAGCUAUUGGAGCCAUCCAGCGGGGAGAGACUAUCCUCCCGGACAAGGCGGCCAUGGUCGAGGGAGACGUUCUCCUAGGCCUCGCUUCGAAUGGACCACACUCGAACGGAUACUCCCUGAUCCGCAAGAUUGUCGAGAGGAAGGGCCUAUCCUUCCAUGACAAGGCGCCAUGGAGCGUGGGUGAGACUGUGGGUGCCAGCCUGUUGACGCCGACCAGGAUAUACGUCAAGCCGCUUCUCGCUCUGGUCCAGAAAGGGCUCGUCAAGGGUAUGGCGCACAUCACUGGAGGGGGUCUGCUGGAAAACAUACCUCGCAUGCUCCCCGAUACUCUGGCUGCCGAGCUGGAUGCAAAGGCGUGGCCUGUACCAGACGUGUUCAAAUGGCUCAAGCAAGCAGGCCGCCUCGAGAACACUGAAUUCUGCCGAACGUGGAACACUGGACUGGGCAUGGUGCUUGCUGUUGACGCCAGUAAGGCGCAGGCUGCUGUAGAGGCUCUCCAACAGCAAGGGGAGAAGGUUUACACUGUAGGUCGGUUGGCCAAGAAGGGUACUGAAGACUGUGUCGUGCACAACAUGGAGGUGUGGGGCUGAACGGUGUCGACCAGUCAGAGUUCUGUACGAAGACGUAAGCCGGCUACUGCACUGCGUAGAGUACGCCUCCGCGUGGAGGGGAGCCUGCGGUGCGACCAUAGCAGAGAUAGUUGCGGCUCUGGUCAGAGGCAGAGGGCUCUCCACUAGCGUGAAUGAGCAAAGGCUUGAGGUGUAUCAUCAUGUCAGCGGGCGUCUCAAUCCAUCUCUUCAAGAUAUAGCAUUCAGUUGCAGUUGUUGCGCAACCACGAGGAAGAUCUGGCAAGCUUCCAAUCCGAAGUUCGAGUGGGACAAGAUACUUGAUCUCUCUGUGUGGCUGGCUGCACGCUGCAAGGUGGCGUACAUGUGUGGAGCCAAGUGCUGAGCCUUUCGAUAUGGCAAUCUGAAGGUGUAGUCUAGGGAUAUCGACCAU